This is a messenger RNA of Triticum dicoccoides, 807 nucleotides long. RefSeq names its product protein PXR1-like. NCBI's taxonomy places the organism in Eukaryota, Viridiplantae, Streptophyta, Magnoliopsida, Poales, Poaceae. The record is from RefSeq and is a predicted model, not a curated record. The transcript has a single exon. Bases 29 to 742 code for a protein of 237 amino acids.
AUAGCAAAGCAAUCCCCUUUCUCUUUCUAUGGCAGCGGCGGCGGCCGGCGGCGAGGCGAUGAGGGCGGUCACCGACGCCAUCGUCUCCUCCAAGCCGUGCUCGCUCCUCAAGGCCAAGGUCAUCCUCGACGGAUUCCACAAGAGCUCCGCAUCCAACCUCCCCUCCUCCGACGCAGGCACAUACCUCCGCACCGCCGCCGACGCAGUCGACGAGCUCUGCGAGUUCCGCCGCGACCUACUCAGGGCCCACCAUCAGCACCAGCACAAGCACCAGCACCAGCACGAGGUCAAGGUGGAUGUGGAGGAGGAUCUUGUUCACAGUGAGAGGAAGCGGAGGAACAAGGAGGAGGAGAAAGAUGUCCCUUUGAUCCAAGAGAAAGAGGAGGAGGAGGAUAAGAAACAACAAGGGGCGGCGGUGGUGUCCAAAGUAGGGAUCAGUUUGGUUCCCAGGAAGAAGAAGAAGAAGGAGGAGAAGAAAGACAUCGUCAUCAUCAAGCAGGAGGCAGAGGAGGAGGAGGAGCCGGAGCAGCACAAGAAGAAGCGGAAGCAAGACUUGGUCGAGGUGAAGAAAGAACAAGUUGAUUUCGUCGAUGCCGAUUUGGGGAGCGACAAGAAGAAGAAGAAGAAGAAGAAGAAGAAGAAGAAGAAGAAGAAGAAGAAGAAAAACAAGAGGAGCAGAGAUGGCGAUGAUGAUGCAGAAGCAGAGGUGGUGGAGCAUACCAAGAAGAAGCAGCGCAAGUAGUAAUACUGUCUAUUGGAGGUUAGGCUUUAGAAGUUGCAAAUGUGUCAUGAGGAGGAUAUUUUCAA